AUGGCAUCAUCGAGCUCCGUUUUCCCAACAAGGAGAUUCUACUCAAUUCCUGACGAUGGCUCAGAAAGUGAACAGGAUAUACGAAUGGAUCCACGGAAUAAGAAGAGGUGGUUUCUGAAACAAGAAGAAUUCCUUGCUGUUGACGAGCAAACAAUUCCUACAAAAUGCCGGCAUGAACUGAAGUUGUACAACCCAAAGAAACCUGAAAAAUGGGGUUAUAAGAAUCUGGUCCUAAGUGGGGUGUCUGGGUUAGGCUAUGACUUAGAUCUUUUUGAUGGAGAUAAAACUUCAGGAACAUUUGACCAAAACGGGACUGCUUCUAUUACGAACGGUAAGAUUGAACAGAUUGUUGCUCCCACAGAAAAGAAAAUGCGAAAGAAGGGUGGCGGAUAUAUGAUCGAAAGAGUGGCAGAUAUCGAUGGUGAAAAAGUAUCCUUUGUAUCGUGGUACGACAACAAAGUUGUAAACAUGGUAUCAACUUUUGUUUGA
Molecule: messenger RNA, 489 nt
Organism: Eupeodes corollae
Lineage: Eukaryota; Metazoa; Arthropoda; Insecta; Diptera; Syrphidae
Exons: 3
Coding region: 1-489 (162 amino acids)
Source: RefSeq, a predicted model, not a curated record